AUGGCGGAGGCUUUCGGGCUUGCAGCGUCGGCCGCGGGCAUCGUGUCCCUCGGGCUGCAAGUCUAUGAAGGCGUCGCCUCCUAUGUUGAAGGCGUCAAAGAUCGCAAGACCGAAUUAUCUGCCAUCUUAAAACAAGCAAACACCCUACAAGCCAUUGUCAACGCUCUACAGGUGGCGGCUCCUCGAAUCGAUGCAAUAUUGUCAAUUCAUGAAUCGCCUCUGCUGCCAUCGCUCAAAACAGUGGAAGAAGAACUAUGGGCCCUGAAACUCUUCUUGGGCUCGCUUCAAAAUACCGAUAGUCAGCCCAAGGAUGUUCUAGCCACGCUGAAAGAACAGAAAAGGAAACUCACGUUUCCAUUUCACAGACCGACUCUAAACAAGCUGCAGAAGAAGCUUGAAUCUGCCAACAAUGCCUUACAGACGAGUCUACAGGUAGUUGAGCUGACGGCUACCGCUCUGUUCCACACAGCUAUUUCCGACAUUCGUGCAACUGUGGACAAUUCUCAAUUGCUAGUGACGAAUCUUCAGUCUGGCAUUGGAACCUUGGAAACAUCAAUGAACUCCAUGGCUCUCUCCCUUGCUCCCACACAAGCCUCGAUAGGAUCAAUGGAGGGUAGACUCAACUUGCUCACGACAGAGGGAAGAAACAACAAUGAGAAUCUUGAGAGAAACUUCCACACCGUGCAUACCAGCAUGAGCCACCUCUCCGAUGACGUGGGCAGAGCCAUGAGUACAGUUCAAAUGUCAACAGGUCAAGUUCAUGGUGCAGUCUUGCAGCAAAGCCAAGAUAUACGUCAACUGCAGGACGUUGUAUCAAAAUCGAUUGUGCAACCGACCACGAUUGCGAUGGCCGUAGAAGCAGUCAUGGAAAAGAAGUUUGCUGAACUGACACACGGCAGUAGUGCCCCUACGAAUUUGAGCCAGCCGCAGCUCAUCUUGGGGAGACUACUCUCAAAGCCUAGCGAGCUCAGAGACGCACAUGAUGUUGAUCGAAUGGUUUCCAUCACUCGGCGGCAACGUGAAGCUUCGAUUUUCACUGCCCACAGAAGCUGUUCUUGCUACUUGAAACCAGGCACACAGCACCAGGUCGAGAAGUUUGGCGACUUUUACAUGGUCAGAAAAACAAAAACACAACCUCAGCAUCUACCCGACUGUGACUUUUGGGCAUACAAUUCCAAAUCUACUACUCAUGAGAGAACCUUGUCCUAUACAGGCUUCCGAAAACUCUUGUCUGUGUCGCUGGAGCUGUCCCUUUCAUGGACAUCAGGGGCUGGUGGUUUGAGCAUCAGCCCAAACAUAACCUUGCGGCCAAUGGUAGACGAGACAAGAUCUCCAGCCUUCCGGCUCAUUGACCUUAUGCGGGAAAGCUACUUCUAUAUUGACUGUUCAGAUAUCGAGUUCGAAUAUAUAUUGGACCGUUCGAUGAACGCAAUUUUGAAACUUUAUCGAACCAAAGAAUGCUCGCCUUACGAUGUCAACUUUCGCGGGGAGUCGGUGCUUCACAAAUGGAUAGAUCUUCUAUUUGCAGUCCUUGCGAGAACUAAAUCGGAAAUUUCUGCCCGAAUCUUAAUGACCGCAUUGUCCUCAACGAGGCGUCUUGUGGCAGGAUGGUCGCCAAGUAGCAUCUUGUUCGAUUACUAUGGACAAUCCCCGCUAGACUACACGACCGGCUACAACUUGGUAGAUAUGUUCCCAUUAGGGGAAGUCGCGACUCUGCUAUGCUCAUACGACGACGAGCUUGCGAUACGAGUGCGUGAUAGCCUACGGCCAUAUGAGACCAUGAUAGGCCCAUAUGACCUUGGCAGCAAUGAGAUCCAUUAUAUCCUUGGGUCUCCUGUUUGGCGAGAGGUAUAUGGCUUGGGUCCAUUGAGCACAUCAAUCAUAAGUGGCAACAAAGAUCGCGUACAAACCAUUCUGGAUACGGAUGUUUCCACCUUGGAAGAAACAAGCCAUGCGCUUCAGACACCGUUCCAUCUUGCCGCACUUAGCCCCAACCAUGAGCUGUUGGAGGUUCUUCUUGAAGCUGCCGAGGACGGAUCGACACGAUUUGAUACCAGAGAUGCGCGUGGGAAAUACGCAUUAGAGGUCGCGGCUAUAGACUCGUCGCGGCUUUGUCUCUAUGGCCGUGCGUCUGUGCUAUGUACAGACUGUCCAUGUUCAGUCCCUUUCGAUAUGUUGCAAUCCCGUGGUUGGCAGCUGUCCCCCAAGACGAUCAUUUCUCCAUGCCAGCUGCUAAUCCGAGCUUCUCAAGCGGUCAGAAUGAAGAUGAUUUCGAAUUUUAAGCACUUCAGAGAAGGGCUUCGUACAGCCGCUCUCGACUAUCUCAGUCCAUAUGAGUACCAACACUUACAACUGGACGAUUCGCGAAUUGUGGAUGGCCAUAUGAAACGAGUCGUGGAAAGACUUCUCGAAUCAGAUCUCAGAAUAACCCAAGAGUACGAGGGUCUUGUCGAUAUUUUAUCCAGAACAAGUGGAGAUUGCAUCUAUCAUGAUCUUGUUGGAAAUAUCCGCCGCCAUUUUAACAUAGGCAUCUCCUCCUUUGCCGACUUGCUUUUCGACAGCGGCUUCAAAGAUGUGGAUCAUGAAGACGAGUAUGGAAACAGUCCCCUACAAAUCUUAGUGACUUCUAGUGAGUCUCUCGUGAGGGAUGAAGACGAAGAGUCUCUUGAGCUGCUUGUUUGGUUCAUUCACCACGGGGCCAACAUAUCGCAGGUCAUCACAGAGUCUUGGGACGUGUGGGGUGCAACAUUGACAGCUAAUUUCCUGUGCCUAAAAUCAAUCAAUCGGUACAGGAAGUCUGCAAUAGAUCACAUCGCUGAGGCUCUUCGCUGGAUUGCUCCUCUAGGACUAUUUGACAAGUGCCGCUGUGGCUGUGUUGGGGCUGGUUGCAGCACUACAACCAUAUUCUUCCGAAAUUUGUGGCAAUGGUUCUUUAGGGACAAGGAUGUAGUGCACAUACAUUACUACAACGAUUGUGAAGGUUAUGAAAGCUCUUCCGAAGGAGUAAAGGAAGUCUCGUCAUCCAGGGCCGAGUCUGUAUCCGAUAGCUACAAGGACGACACAGACGACGAGUCGGUCUGCCAAGGCUAUCCGGACCCGGAACGUAUUAAUGGCAUCAACACAGAGAAUGAUACAUCCUCGGAGUGGGAAACCAUCGGCUCAGAGUCGGCAUGGGAAUCUGAAAAUGAUGAAAAUGGGACAACGGACUUUUGGCAAAGUACCCAUAACUUGUCAACCUAUUUGCAGCUACUGGAAGUCGACUUUGUCAAGUGGGAUCAUGUUUCCUUGUCCGCUCUAAAGGUCUUCACUUUCGAAGCUCUUGAACUCAGACAUACAUGCUGCCACAAAUUGGUCAAAUCUGAUAACGAGGACAUACCGUGGAAGUGGAAGGACGUUCCUGUAUGCGAGAACGAGAUUGAUGAAAUCCAAGAAGAGGAUCACGAAUUGUUAGGCCUUCUGGAUGAUUUGGUAGAAGAGUUUGUCGACGAGCUUCAAUCUUCUGGCAAUAGCCUUCAACAGUUCUUGAUCCGCUAUUGGGCCCCUCGAAUGGAACAUGUCUUGGAAGAUUUGCGAGCAGCCAAGAUGAGCGCAGAACAAGUAUUGGCGGCGGAACAGGUCGGCGUCACCUGGGAGGACGACUCAGUUGACGAUUCGGUUGACGAUUCGAUUAGUGAGUCCGAAGAUGAAUACUCGUAUCCACCCAGACCAACGCGAUCGGAACGAAUUGAGGCAUUGAUAAAGCAAAUGGACGAGAUUGUGGCCGAGUCUUCACAGUCAGGGCGGACAUAG
This is a messenger RNA of Pestalotiopsis fici W106-1, 3789 nucleotides long. RefSeq lists its product as uncharacterized. The transcript is spliced from 5 exons. Bases 1 to 3789 code for a protein of 1262 amino acids. Lineage: Eukaryota; Fungi; Ascomycota; Sordariomycetes; Amphisphaeriales; Sporocadaceae. The record is from RefSeq and is a predicted model, not a curated record.